GCUGGGGGCCUGCGGGCAGGUGACAGAAGGCGGAGGUGGAGGCCGCGCAGGGCCCGCCCCCGCUGCGCUCUCCUUCACGGGAAGUGAUGUGGGGCCGGACGGAAAAUACCGCCAAGCACCCAAAAAAGGCCAGUCACUUGGGGUCCCAAGCUGCGUUUGGAAGGGAGUGCCUAAGGGCCUGAGUACCGCGGGGACGCGGCAUCUCGAGGACCUGCAGGGACGCAACCGCGCGGGGACAGCACGAGAGAGAGACGGAGCCCCAAACCGGGUGAAGCACCAAAUCCUUCAUCAUGUCGGAUGGGGAUUAUGAUUACCUCAUCAAGUUUUUGGCCUUGGGAGACUCUGGAGUGGGGAAGACCAGUGUACUUUACCAGUAUACAGAUGGGAAAUUCAACUCCAAAUUCAUCACCACAGUGGGCAUUGAUUUCAGGGAAAAGAGAGUGGUGUACAGAGCUAAUGGACCAGAUGGAGCUGUGGGCCGAGGCCAGAGAAUCCACCUGCAGUUAUGGGACACGGCAGGGCAGGAGAGGUUUCGUAGUUUGACCACUGCGUUCUUCAGGGAUGCUAUGGGUUUCCUGCUACUGUUCGACCUGACAAAUGAGCAAAGUUUCCUCAAUGUUCGAAACUGGAUAAGCCAGCUACAGAUGCAUGCGUACUGUGAGAACCCAGAUAUAGUGCUGUGUGGGAAUAAGAGUGACCUGGAAGACCAGAGGGCAGUGAAAGAGGAGGAAGCCAGGGAACUGGCAGAGAAGUAUGGAAUCCCCUAUUUUGAAACCAGUGCUGCCACGGGGGCGAACAUCAGCCAAGCGAUCGAGAUGCUCCUGGACCUGAUAAUGAAGCGGAUGGAACGGUGUGUGGACAAGUCCUGGAUUCCAGAGGGCGUGGUGCGGUCCAAUGGCCACACUUCUGCGGAUCAGCUGAGUGAGGAGAAGGAGAAGGGGCUGUGCGGCUGUUGAGACACCAGGUGAGCGUCGCAGCAGCCCCUGCCUGUGAGGAGCUGUUCCGCAGAGCUCCAGCCCGCCAGCCGAGAUGAACCACACCGCACCAAACGCCAGCUGCUUCUCCUGUCUCCGGUGGACGUUACCUCAGCGUCCAUUUCUAAGUUGUUGCAGCUUUAUACGUCCAAGAAUUGGCAGAACUAUUUCACAGAGCCAAAAGUGCCUUGAAAGCCUAAGCCCGUGGGGGCAGGCCAUUCAGGUAGUCAGGAUUUUGCAGCCAUGAAAGGUUGCGUCUGUUAUGUUAGUAUGCUGAUGAUGGCACUGUCCCGUGCCAUCUAAUGAGACCUGGAGUCUCAUUAGAGAGUCCCCCCAAAGACAUUAGGAUCUUUGAGCAGUGAAAGGCUACCAUGGUCUUGAGAAUCCAGAUUUAAAAAUCCACACCAUAGUUGACCUUCUAGAACAUCACUCACCAACACUUGAAUGUUACUAUUCUGUGCACAUUGGAUCGGUGUCUUUCAGCAUCACCUUUCAUGUCGGCCUUCCCUUGGACGUUAUGUUAAAAUUACAGCCAUCUCUGUAGACUGGGUAUGCUGGGUUGACUGUGGGUUUGGUGGGGGGGGGAGGGGUUUGUAGGGCAGGGGUGGGUGAAGAGGUGGAAGCUCGUGAAGUCGGAUUUUCUGGCUCUGGGCUUCAGGGUCAUGGAGACGGAGACCCAGGUGUUUAUUAGUGGUCUGUUGGUUCGGUCCACAGCUGAGCAUAGCUCGGGCUUCUGCUGAAUGCAUGGUAAGAAAAGACUUCUCUUCUCUUCAGAUUUAUGUUUUGUCUGGCACCUUCGGGCUGCCGUUCCUGUGAGGACUGCUGAGCGCCCGACUUUACCAUCGGGCUGGGCGGCUGCCUUUGCUGUCUCCCUGUCUGUCUUCUCCCUCAUUAGUGUGGACUGAGGGACUCUCUUUUUAAUUAAGCCACAUCUUUAUUUGCCGUCUGGAGGGAGAUGGAUGUCUGUAUUUAAGCAGUCACAUGUGUGUGCUCGUUUGAGACAGGUGUCUCGCAGCAGCCUGUCCUUCCCCGGAAGGUGGGCAUCCAUCCAUGUCCUUGCUGUGUCUUGCCAGAUCAUGUGUUCUGUCGUCUCAGUGUCUUCAUGCCCAAAAAGGGUGGUUCAAAAUGUUCUUCAUAGACUCCACUUCUUCAGACCCAGGGGAUCUCAUUCACAGCAAAAGGCUUUUAAAGAAAGUAAGCCAGAAUUUCCAAAGAACUUCACCAAGGAAAAAUAUCACCAAUUAUAAUUUUAAAAAGUAAAAACUGUGGGGUUUGGGUUUUUUUUUUAAACAGUAAAUGCUUGGCAGAACUUGUAAUACUUGUAAUUACUAAAAGAAAUGUAAAGGAAAAUAAGUAGUUUGCAUAGUAGUUUU
Molecule: messenger RNA, 2347 nt
Organism: Peromyscus leucopus (white-footed mouse)
Lineage: Eukaryota; Metazoa; Chordata; Mammalia; Rodentia; Cricetidae
Gene: Rab27a
Product: RAB27A, member RAS oncogene family
Exons: 6
Coding region: 291-956 (221 amino acids)
Biological process (GO): positive regulation of exocytosis; melanosome transport
Cellular component (GO): secretory granule; melanosome
Molecular function (GO): GTPase activity; GTP binding
Source: RefSeq, a predicted model, not a curated record